Molecule: messenger RNA, 1535 nt
Organism: Dipodomys spectabilis (banner-tailed kangaroo rat)
Lineage: Eukaryota; Metazoa; Chordata; Mammalia; Rodentia; Heteromyidae
Gene: Arl14ep
Product: ADP ribosylation factor like GTPase 14 effector protein
Exons: 5
Coding region: 208-990 (260 amino acids)
Cellular component (GO): intracellular membrane-bounded organelle
Source: RefSeq, a predicted model, not a curated record
CCGGGUCCUCUCAGUGGUAAGCGCCGAGCAGCGGGUCGGAGCCGCCGAGUCGGCGGCGGGUCGGAGGCGUCGCGGGGCCGGGGCGGCUGAAAACGCAGUUUCAUAAGUUUCUCCAUAAAGGUCUUGCAGUAAUUUAUAAGAGUAAUCAGCACAUGAUCUUGAAGAGAGAUCACUAGACAAAACAAGGAAAAUUUGUGAGAAUCAAGAAUGAUGGACCCAUGUUCAGUUGGAGUCCAGCUUCGUACCACAAAUGAGUGCCAUAAAACCUACUACACUCGUCAUACAGGUUUCAAGACUUUGCAAGAGUUGUCAUCGAAUGAUAUGCUUUUACUUCAACUUAGAACUGGAAUGACACUUUCUGGGAACAACACAAUUUGCUUUCAUCAUGUAAAAAUUUACAUUGACAGAUUUGAGGAUUUGCAGAAGUCAUGUUGUGACCCAUUUAACAUACACAAAAAGCUAGCCAAAAAAAAUUUGCAUGUAAUUGACUUAGAUGAUGCCACUUUUCUGAGUGCAAAAUUUGGAAGACAGCUCGUACCUGGUUGGAAGCUUUGUCCAAAAUGUACCCAGAUAAUCAAUGGAAGUGUGGAUGUUGAUUCUGACGACCGACAGAGAAGGAAACCUGAAUUGGAUGGAAGAACUGCUAAAGCAUUGAGGUCACUGCAGUUUACCAACCCAGGGAAGCAAACUGAAUUUGCUCCGGAAACUGGGAAAAGAGAAAAAAGGAGACUUACAAAGAGUUCAACUGCUGGUUCAGACAGACAAGUGAUACCAGCGAAGAGUAAGGUCUACGAUAGCCAAGGCCUCCUGAUUUUCAGUGGGAUGGACCUCUGUGACUGCCUGGAUGAAGACUGCCUAGGAUGUUUCUACGCGUGUCCCGCCUGUGGCUCCACCAAAUGUGGGGCUGAAUGCCGCUGUGACCGCAAGUGGCUCUACGAGCAAAUAGAAAUCGAAGGAGGAGAGAUCAUUCAUAAUAAACAUGCUGGAUAAUUUGUAGUAUCAAACUUACGGGUUCUUUCAAGGUCCUCCAUUUCUAAAAUUCUGUCACUCUUUCUGAUUGUCAAAGAUGCAAAAGCCACCUCAGUAUGUACUAGUAUAGUAGUGUUUUAUGUGCUUCAAUGUAAAUUUAGAGAAGUCAUUUCUUAGCAGUCAGCCAUAAGCCUGAGUUAAUGUAACAAGUGGGUUUGCAUGUUUCCCUACCAACACUGAGGAAAAGGGUACCUAUGCCCCUAGGGGUGGGAAUAGACUUUCACAUUAAAGGGUAUUUACUGUGAGUACAGAAAUACUUCACAGCAUUGAAAGCACAAACAAUUGUAUAAAGUAUUAAUGUUUUGACAGAUAAUUAAAAGCCAUGGAACAGUUUCCUUCAUUGAUUAUUAUGAUUGCUUUACAUGGCCAUUUUUUUGGUCCCCUGCAUAGCUGGGCACAAAACAAAUUGAUUUGAUAUAGCUGCCUAGGUGAAUGUUAAACUAUUUUGGAAAUUAAGUGCUUAGAUAUAUUUUUCUUCAAUAAAAAUAUUUUACUACUGCAAACCA